AUGCCUUUCGAUACGGACUUGGAUCUGACCCGAUUUCUCCUGUUAAUCCGAUCGGAAAUUGGAUACAGUACUCAUGCUGUUGGAAAGUGGCAUCUUGGAUAUUGCAAUGAUUCCUAUGUGCCCCAUAAUCGAGGAUUCGACUCUUUUCUUGGCCAUUACCGAGGAGGUGUCGAUUAUUUCACCCACUCUAAUGAAGCACCAGGAACAUACCUCAAUCACUUUCUCAACGGAGAGCCACACAUCCCUGAAGGAGGUUUCGACUAUGCCACCUAUGCCUGGAGCAAUAGAACAAACAAGAUCUUGAGAGAAAGCUUGGGUCAGCCGAAUUUUGUCUAUUUGGCGUUCAAUGCUCCUCAUGAACAAGUUGCUGCUCCCCAAAAUUUAGUGGAUGAGAUGAAUGCUCUGUAUCCCGACAUGCCAGCUACUCGGCAAGUCCACCUUGCUGCCGUUAAAUCCAUUGAUAUCGCGAUGCAAAGCGUCAUUGAAGAAGCAUCCAAACUCGAUCGCGAAACCAUCAUUAUCUUCCAUUCUGACAACGGCGGCUCUAUCCAAGCGUAUGGGGGCGACGCUGAAGGUCCUCGAGCUUGUAACUUUCCGUACAAGGGUUACAAGAGCGUCUUGACUGAGGGAGGAACUUUGAGUCCGACUUGGGUCUACUCGACAAAAAGGGAGUUUCACUCGCGAUACAUUGAUGGAAUGAUCCAUAUCAUGGAUUUUUUCCCGACAAUUCUCCAUUGGGCAGGCUUCGACAAGCAGAUGCCAAGAAAUCUCGAUGGAAUUGAUCAAUAUGAUCUAUUCGAAAAUGCUUCAGUCACCAAAAUUCGAGAUCGAUUCAUUUACGGACUCCUCCACAAUUGGGAUAAUAAUAAUCUUCAAUGGAAAACGAGCUAUGCCGUCCGAUACGGAGAUUACAAGUUUAUGAAUUAUCAAACUGAGCUGAUCGGAAACACUCAGUGUCCAGAAGGCUGGUCUAAUAAUCGACAUGAGAAGUAUCUUUUUCCGUAUAAGAAAAAAAGAACCACAAUGAUGAACAAAGUUUGGGAAAUUUCUGAUGCUGAGCCAAACAAGGAAACUGGCGAGAUCAAACCCGAUCCUGGCUUCUCCUUAUACAACCUCAAAAACGACCCUUUUGAGACGAGAAAUUUGGGCACAGGAGAAGAUAGCAAAAAAUACAAAAAGAUCUACAUGGAUCUCAUGAACGAUAUCCAAUCAUAUGUCGUCGAAGAAAUUCAAAAAGGGGUUGAAUAUCCAGUCACUGGAAAGAUGAACGGAAACCUCCUCUCAAAAAUUUUCAAGAAAAUACCUGUUGACGAGAGAUCGGAGCAUUAUUUCGAGACCGGUCGAAUUAUUCCUUUUGACAGCGCAACCCAAGAGUCGACUGGCCUUGAUGGUUAUCUUGGAACCAACUGGUGCCUGAACAACCUUGAUGAUGCUCUAUUAACUCAAAUGUACCAUGAUGCUGUUUUGAACGAUCAAGAGAGACUCGCUGACAUGAUCAACUUAUAUUUAUGGGAUGGUUACGGUCCAGAAUGA
This is a messenger RNA of Oikopleura dioica, 1533 nucleotides long. Lineage: Eukaryota; Metazoa; Chordata; Appendicularia; Copelata; Oikopleuridae. The record is from the annotation of a GenBank genome assembly.